AUGUUCAAAGUUGCCGUCUCGUCCCUUGCCGCUGGCAAAACCAUACUCUGCCCAGCAUUGAAUUACGGAAAGAGAAUUUCAUCAUCGUUGAGCUCUACUAAUUUAAUUACAUUAAAUUCAUCAACUCAACAACGAUUUGUAAGAGCUGUAGCCAAUACAAAUGUCAUCAUUAAAAAGAAUUAUAAUAAUUUUGUGGAGGGAGAAGUGAUAAAAGUAAAGGCCGGAUUCAUGAGAAACUUUCUCUAUCCAAACAAAAUUGCAAUUUAUGCCACGGAAGCUAAUUUAAAGAUUCACAACGAGUCUCUUACACCUGAGAAGAAGCUUGAAAUUCAAGAACGAAAGAGAUCCCUCAUGAAACAACGAGAGCAAUCACGAAUGAUGAAUAAAGCAACUGAAGAGCAAACCACAGAAAAGGAAGUUUCGACAUCACAAGAAUUCUAA
Messenger RNA from Naegleria lovaniensis, 441 nucleotides. RefSeq lists its product as uncharacterized. Gene Ontology annotation, biological process: translation. The transcript has a single exon. Gene Ontology annotation, molecular function: structural constituent of ribosome. The record is from RefSeq and is a predicted model, not a curated record. NCBI's taxonomy places the organism in Eukaryota, Heterolobosea, Eutetramitea, Acrasida, Naegleriidae. Gene Ontology annotation, cellular component: mitochondrion; ribosome. The coding region runs from base 1 to 441 and encodes 146 amino acids.